GGCUGUACCAGAGUUCGGAGAAUGCACAAUAUACGAAAACAGGGUCUUCACUUGCAGUCCCAAAAUUAACUUCGCUAAUGAAACUCCCCAACUUCUCCACAUCAAACUCAGUAGCAUGUGAUGUAAGCAAUUCAAUUUGAGCUUCAUGACUCUCUGCGAGUAGACAAAAACCUUUGCCUCGUGCUCUUUAGUUUCCUCUCUCAACCAGAAAAAAAGAAGGAAAACCUUUACCUUUUGAAAAUAAACACUCGGCCCCCUUGAAUUUUCCAUCUACUCCUCCUUUAAACGUACCAAUCACGACCUUGUAAAGUCACCAAACCACAAACACACACAGCGGAAUGCAUAAAGAGGUCGUCUUUCCCCCUUCUCUCUGUAACAAAGCAAGAGCAAAGCACAACAUAGAUCUGAUAAAACAAAAAGAAGAAGAAGAAGCACAACAUAGAUGCCAAAACCACAUCAUUAUCAUCAUCACCCUCUAAAUCUCUGCUACCAAACCUACCCGUGAUUAUCGGAGAUAUAUACCAGAAAUGGACGGAGGAGGAGGAGGAGGAGGAGCAGACGCACAGUAUGCGCGUGCCAAGACAUCAGUCUGGUGGGACAUAGAGAACUGCGCUGUACCGAGAGGCUGUGACCCUCAUGCCAUAGCACAAAACAUAAGCUCAGCUCUUGUCGAGAUGAACUAUUGUGGUCCCGUCUCUAUUUCCGCUUAUGGUGACACUCAUGGUAUCAAUCCUGAUGCUCAAAUGGCUCUUUCUAGUACUGGUAUUGCUCUCAAUCAUGUCCCUGCAGCAGGUGUUAAAGAUGCAAGUGACAAGAAGAUUCUUGUUGAUAUGUUGUUCUGGGCGGUGGACAAUCCUGCGCCAGCAAAUUACUUGUUGAUUUCUGGUGAUCGAGACUUCUCUAACGCCCUUCACCAGUUGAGAAUGAGGAGAUACAAUAUUCUCCUAGCACAGCCCCCGACAGCAUCCGCAGCCCUGGUCGCUGCUGCAAAGAGCGUAUGGCUUUGGACGAGUCUCUUGGCUGGAGGACGGCCACUCCCUGAAUUUGAAUUACAACAACUCCGUAGCAAAAACUACACGUCCACUUCAAACACGACACAGAUUCCAGCGUCCGAUACCGCUCAAAUAAAGGAACCAGCAGAUACCUAUUCUGAGAAACCGUAUGUGGCUAAUCAGAAGUCUCCUUCCACAUCAAGGCGUGCUAAAGGGAGAGCGAACGCAAUCCUGAGAAACCCGAGCCAAACAAAUGAGUCAAAAACAACAGGCACGCCUCUUGAACCCAGUGCGACUCCUCCAAUGCCUGGCAGACCCAACGGAACUAGCUCCACCUCUGCACCAUCUACAAGAGUGCCUGCCUUUGAUAUUUUGAACAAUUUUGGACACCCUGCCAGCUCUAGCCCACAACCACAAAAUCCAGAGCUAAAGCAUGAUCCCAAGAAUAAACCAGACAGUAAAAAAAAUAAGAAAUCAAAAGGUGAAAACUCAAAAGGGUCUGGUGAAGGAAAAGGACAAGAGCUAAGUCAAAACAAGAAGAAUCCAGAGGGUGAAGACUCAAAAGGGUCUGGUGAAGGAAAAGGACCAGAGCUAAAACAUGAUCUCCAGAAGGAACCAGGCAGUUCAAACAAGAAGAAACCAGGGGGUGAAAACUCAAAAGGGUCUUGUGAAGGGAAAGUACCAGAGCUAAAACAUGAUCCCCAGAAGAAACCAGAGGGUGAAAACAAGAAGAAACCAGAGGGUGAAAACAAGAAGAAACAAGACUGCAAAAACUCAAAAGGGUUUUGUGCAGGAAAAGAACCAGAGCUAAGUCUAAACAAGAAGAAUCCAGAGGGUGAAAACUCAAAAGGGUCUGGUGAAGGAAAAGGACCAAAGCUAAAACAUGAUCCCCAGAAGAAACCAGAGGGUGAAAACAAGAAGAAACUAGACGGCAAAAACUCAAAAGGAUUUUGUGCAGGAAAAGAACCAGAGCUAAGUCUAAACAAGAAGAAUCCAGAGUGUGAAAACUCAAAAGGGUCUGGUGAAGGAAAAGGACCAGAGCUAAAACAUGAUCCCCAGAAGAAACCACGCAGUCGAAACAGGAAGAAACCACGCAGUCGAAACAGGAAGAAACCAGAGGGUGAAGACUCAAAAGGGUCUGGUGAAGGAAAAGGACCAGAGCUAAAACAUGAUCUCCAGAAGGAACCAGGCAGUUCAAACAAGAAGAAACCAGGGGGUGAAAACAAGAAGAAACAAGAGGGUGAAAACUCAAAAGGUUCGUGUGAAGGAGAAGGACCAGAGCUAAAACAUGACCCCGAUAAGAAACCAGGGGGUGAAAACAAGAAGAAACAAGAGGGUGAAAACUCACGAGGGUCCUGUGAAGGAGAAGGACCAGAGCUAAAACAUGAUCCCGAUAAGAAACCAGAGGGUGAAAACAAGAAGAAACCAGAGGGUGAAAACUCAAAAGGGUCUUGUGCAAGAAGAGGAGCAGAGGUAAAACAUGAUCCCCAGAAGAAACCACGCAAUGAGAACAAGAAGAAACCAGAGGGUGGAAACUCAAAAGGGUCUCUUGGAGGAAAAGGACCAGAGCUAAGAGGUGACCCUAGUAAGAAACCAGGCAGUGAAAACAAGAAGGAACCAGCGGGUGAAGACAAGAAAGUGGCCAGUGCAAGAAAAGGUGUUUCAAUGAAAAAAGCAGUUGUUCCAAGAUCAAAAAGACAUGUUGGCGUAACAAAACAGGGCAAAGGUAAGAAAAAAUCACCUGCUGCUAAAGCUAAAGUGCGAAAGUAAAAGGGAAAUGACAUGGAAAAUGUUUUGAUGCGUUGCUACAUGACCUACAUCGUAUGGCAGCACUAUACACGCCUGCCACAAGGCUAUUAGUGUGCAAUGGCUCCCUUGUUUCUUUUGUCCUGGGGAUGAAGGAGAGGAUAUGUUGGGGGUAUUUACGGUUUUAUGUUAUUAGCGUGAAGAAGGUGCAGAAUCUUCUUUGUGCUUGCUGUUAUGUAAUCUUUACAUGUUUGGCGUGGGAAAAAUGCAAAUUUCUGUAUCUAUCAUGUCGUUUUCAUUCCAUUGUUUCUGGCAUUUUAUCCUCAAAUAGUUUUUGGGUUU
Populus euphratica (Euphrates poplar) is the source of this 3080-nucleotide messenger RNA. Its product is annotated as endo-1,4-beta-xylanase B-like. Gene Ontology annotation, biological process: regulation of gene expression. Gene Ontology annotation, molecular function: RNA nuclease activity. Bases 528 to 2762 code for a protein of 744 amino acids. Gene Ontology annotation, cellular component: peroxisome. The transcript has 3 exons. The record is from RefSeq and is a predicted model, not a curated record. NCBI's taxonomy places the organism in Eukaryota, Viridiplantae, Streptophyta, Magnoliopsida, Malpighiales, Salicaceae.